This is a messenger RNA of Suillus fuscotomentosus, 717 nucleotides long. RefSeq lists its product as uncharacterized. The transcript has 3 exons. The record is from RefSeq and is a predicted model, not a curated record. NCBI's taxonomy places the organism in Eukaryota, Fungi, Basidiomycota, Agaricomycetes, Boletales, Suillaceae. The coding region runs from base 1 to 717 and encodes 238 amino acids.
AUGCCUGGAUCUGCUGCAUCAUCAUCUGGCACUCCAAAUCCCGGAAAUCAUUACCAACCCCUGGUGGAGCUGGACCUUCCAACUAUUUCCUGCAAUUUUGCAAUGGCUGGAUCGCGCGUCCGCGCAUGCAUCGCUCAAUAUCAGAGGGAAGCUGUUAGCAAUGUUCCAUCUGCUGACAAGAUCAUGUAUUUCAAGGCCAGGCUGAAGUGGGAAAUAAAUACGUUUGUUACACCAGUCCUGCAGUACUCCGCUUCAAAAAACAUUCUGUCAGUUGUGCCGGUCCCAGUCGCAUAUAUCCUUAAGUUGUAUCCGAUGCUAACCUGGAACACGGUUCCGGACGACGUUUUUUCAUCCCACCUACUUGCGUUUGAUGAUGAAUCAGUUCCGGGACAUCCGUCCAGGAUUGUGCAGGAUUAUGUAUGUCCAUGGUGGAUGGGAAAUGCCAGAAUCCCGGAUGAACCAUGGCAGUGGGAUUUGGUCAUAGCCUGCUGUAUCAAACAUUACCAGUGUUGGGCGUAUGGUGUUGAGGAUGAUGGUAUAAUUCUUCCUGAGAUUGUGAAGGACACUUCAUUUCCACCACUGGUGGGACUCAGGUGGAUUCGAGAACGCAUGGUAGCAUUGAUGGAGGAGCAAGAUGAUGGUAUCCAAGCCAAGAUGGGAGAGGUGGAGAUGUACACUGAGAUGCUAGAGAGAUUGAAGAGAGCCAAAGGAGUGUAA